Molecule: messenger RNA, 1626 nt
Organism: Lepus europaeus (European hare)
Lineage: Eukaryota; Metazoa; Chordata; Mammalia; Lagomorpha; Leporidae
Product: telomerase reverse transcriptase-like
Biological process (GO): telomere maintenance via telomerase
Cellular component (GO): telomerase catalytic core complex
Molecular function (GO): telomerase RNA binding; telomeric repeat DNA binding
Source: RefSeq, a predicted model, not a curated record
AUGCCACGCGCGCCCCAGUGCCGAGCCGUGCGCGCGCUCCUGCGCAGCCGCUACCUCGAGGUGCUGCCGCUGACCACGUUCGUGCGGCGCCGGGACCCGGCGGCCUUCCGCGCUCUGGUGGCCCAGUGCCUAGUGUGCGUGCCCUGGGACGCACAGCCGCCCCUCGCCGCCCUCUCCUUCCGCCAGGUGUCCUCUCUGAAGGAGCUGGUGGCCAGGUUCGUGCAGAGGCUCUGCGAGUGCGGCGCGAAAAACGUGCUGGUCUUCGGCUUCGCGCUGCUGGACGGCGCCCGCGGCGGCCCGCCCUGGGCUUUCACCACCUGCGUGCGCAGCUACCUGCCCAACACGGUGACCGAGACGCGGUGCGGCAGCGGCGCGUGGGGGCUGCUGCUGCACCGCGUAGGCGACGACGUGCUCGUGCACCUGCUGGCGCGCUGCGCGCUCUACCUGCUGGGCCCGAGCUGCGCCUACCAGGUGUGCGGGCAGCCUUUGUACGAGCUCGGCACCGUAGCCGAGACCCGGCCCCCUGCACCGCGCGCGUGGGAUCCAGACGGGCCCCGCGUCCACGCGACGGGUUCAGAACAGCAGCGGUGGCGAGGCCUGGGCGCCCCUGGGCUCACCCGCCUACAGUUCGGGGCGCGGGCCUUUUGCGGCCUGCGCGGUGACACCUGCCGAGUCGGGAGCCCGGCGCCUCCGGGCAUCUUCCUGGGCUGGACGCCGAGGUCCGGGGGUAGCCUCAGGCUGCGCUGGCUGUCCCCGCGCUACUGGAGGAUGCGGACCCUGUUCCAAAAGCUGCUUGCGAACCACGCAUGGUGCCCAUACGGCGCGCUCUUCCGGAUGCUGCGGGGGCCGGCUACGCAGGGGCCGGCCGCCGACCCCCGGAAGGACGCGGGCUCCUGGCGCCUGGUGCGGUUCCUGCAGCAGCACAGCGUGGCAGGUGCACGCAUACCUGCGGGCGUACGCCGCCUGGUGCUCCCUGGCCUCUGGGGCUCCAGGCACAAGGAGCGCUGCUUCCUGAGGAACACGAAGUUCAUCUCGCUGGGGAAGCACUCCAAGCUCUUGCUGCAGGAGCUGACCUGGAAGGUGAGGGUGCGGAGCCCAGGUGAGUGGGCGUCGGCCAAUGGCGUGGCAACAUCCCGGGCCAUGGAGCAUCGACUGAGGGAGGGGAUCCUGGCCAGGUUCCUGUUGUGGCUGCUGGACGCCUGCAUGGUGGGGCUGCUCAGGUCCUUCUUCUAUGUUGAGGAGACCACGUUCCAGAAGAACCGGCUCCUCUUCUACUGCAGGAGCGUCUGGAGCAGGCUGCAAAGUGUGGGCCUCAGGCGGCACCUGGAGCGGGUGCAGCUGUGGGAGCUGUCGGACGCAGAGGUCCAGCAGCAGGCCAGGUUGGCCCUGACCUCGGCCAGACUGCACUUCAUCCCCAAGCCCAGAGGCCUGCAGCCCAUCGUGAACACAGACUCCAUGGUGAGAGCCAGAACAUUCUGCAGGGAGAAGGCCCAGCCCUGGACCUCGUGCAUCCAGACACUGUUCAGCAUGCUCAACUAUGAGCAGGCGCAGUGGCCCGGCCUGCUGGGUGCCUCUGUGCUGGGCUCCACCAGGAGUCCCUGGAGACCGCAGCUGACCCAGCCCUGA